Molecule: messenger RNA, 1120 nt
Organism: Diospyros lotus (date-plum)
Lineage: Eukaryota; Viridiplantae; Streptophyta; Magnoliopsida; Ericales; Ebenaceae
Product: LOB domain-containing protein 20-like
Exons: 2
Coding region: 29-844 (271 amino acids)
Biological process (GO): hormone-mediated signaling pathway; positive regulation of DNA-templated transcription
Cellular component (GO): nucleus
Source: RefSeq, a predicted model, not a curated record
CCUUCCCCAGCCGCCUCACACCAUUUCCAUGUCUCCCACUUCUCUCUCUCUCUCUCUCUCUUCUCUCUCUUUAUAUAUAUAUAUAUAUAACACAAUUCUCCAGUACUGCUCAAACGUCUCUCUCUCUCUCUCUCUCUCAAUGGCCGACCCACCUGCAGGCUCUGUCACAUCCGAUACUCGCAGGAGGGGAGCCGGAAAGCGAGCAACCACGCCUGUUGACGAUGCUGACCCGGUCGUGACUCCACCCACCGCCCCGUGCGGGGCCUGCAAGUUUCUCAGGAGGAGGUGCGUUAGCGGCUGCAUAUUCGCUCCCCACUUUGGCUCCGACCAAGGCUCGGCGAGGUUCGCCGCCGUGCACAAGGUGUUCGGAGCCAGCAACGUCUCCAAAUUGUUGAUGCACAUCCCGGUGAGCCGCCGGCAGGACGCCGUUGUGACAAUAUCGUAUGAAGCUCAGUCCCGGCUUUCUGAUCCCGUCUAUGGCUGUGUGUCGACCAUACUUGCUUUGCAGCAACAGGUGGCUUCUCUGCAAGCGGAGCUUGCAAUGGUGCAGAACCAGCUGAUGAACAGCAGGCUGGCAGUGGCGAACGCCAUGCAGAGUUCGCAGCAGCAGCAGCAGCAAAUGACGGUGCUGCAGCCGGCGUUCUCGAACAACUCGUCGGCGUCGAACACCUUAGUUAACAUGAGCAACUUCAACUCCAGUUUCGACCUCACGGCAGAGACGGCUCCUUCGGGCCACAAUUUCGAGCCCCACCAGCUGUCGAAGCGGUGUCAAGACGACGAGGACGAGGAGGAAGAGAGCCAGAAUCUGGUGGCGUUUGCCAACCAGAUGCUUCAUCCAAGAUAAAUAAUUUUUCUUUUUCUUUGACCUCUCUAGCUAUUAACGGCCUUGCCUCUUAUGCCAUGCACUAGUGUCUAGUGGCUCCCUCACACCUGUUAAUAAUUAAGAAAUGUCAUCAUUUCUAAGAUAUAUAUUCUUCUAACUUGCACGAUCUCUUUUAUAUAUUGAGACACAAUUAUUUUAAUUAAUUCUUACUCCUUUUUAUUCCAAACAAAAGAAUUAAUUAAAGCUCUAAUUAAAUUAAGAGAAGGUUUUAAAGUUCCCAUUAAUUAAUAAUAAAAU